This is a messenger RNA of Papilio machaon (common yellow swallowtail), 1356 nucleotides long. RefSeq lists its product as uncharacterized. The record is from RefSeq and is a predicted model, not a curated record. NCBI's taxonomy places the organism in Eukaryota, Metazoa, Arthropoda, Insecta, Lepidoptera, Papilionidae. The transcript has a single exon. Bases 181 to 858 code for a protein of 225 amino acids.
GGGUAGUUGAAUAGACAAGACUUAAUUUUGUUUGCUCUUAAGUUUAUUUAAAAAUAAAAAUACUUCCAACUUACAUUUUUGUACAAUUAGUAUGUUAACUUACUUUGUGUAAUUAGUACUACUUGCCCACAGUGUUUGUUUGUUGCACUAAACCUUUUCAAUACAAAAGAAACAUACAGUAUGGACUACUCACAAGUGCAAAGUAAUAUGGACGACAUGAUUAAGAUGUUUCAUACUAAGAUGGCAGAAUUUCAAGCUGACCUCCAACAAGCCACCUCUCGUAAGCCACCUAACACUAUUGCAGCACUCAAUACAGAAUUUCAAACUUUUAAAUCCUUUGUUUGCGGUGCACUAAACAUCCUACGAGCCGAGGUUGAUGCACUGGCAAGAGGGCUGGACCGUGUGGAGACACGCUCGCGUCGCAAAAUGCUCCUGAUACACGGUGUUCCUGAGGCCAAGGAUGAGAAUGUUACAGAUGUUGUUGCCGCAUCUCUGUCCGCCAGGUGCAAGAUGGCAGAUAUUACACCUGCCUGUAUCCGCACCUGCCAUCGGAUGGGGAAGCCCAGGGAUGAUGCUAAUCCUAAGCCCAGGCCCAUCGUUAUCAAAUUUAAAGACGUUUCACUCCGUGACAGGAUAUGGAAUGCCAAGAAGACACUGAAAGGAACUAAAAUCACACUCUCCGAGUUCCUCACUAAACCUCGUCACAACGCCUUCAUGGUGGCAAGAGAUUACUUUGGCGUUUCAUCCUGUUGGACCCGAGAUGGCUGUAUCCACAUAAAAACUAUUGAUGGCUCCAGGCACAAAAUCGAGUCUCUGGCUGAACUUCAGAAAUUGCAGACAAGUCAUCCCAGAUCAUAGGUGUAGAUGGUCAUCUGUGUCAAUUAACCACCUUUCUCUCAUUAGUAAUUGUCUUUCUUCUUUAAUACUUUUUGGUUGUGGGUCUCUCCUUCUUUCUUAUUUUAUUUAAUUAUACUUUGUUUACGUCUGGUUAAUGUCAAAAAUAUGUCACUGUCACGUGAAAUUUGACAUUAUCGUUGUGAUCGUGACGUAGCAACCAAAGAGUAUAAUGUAGAUAUUGCACUGGUGACUGCCACAGAGCUUGGAAUUAUGUCCCUUUAUAUAAUGGCUAUUGCACUUCUAUUUCCCUGUGUUUGAAUACUUUUUUUUCUUAGCUUUGUAUUCUUUUAUUUUAAAUGUUACUGUUAGAUUUGUUGGUUUCUAUAGAAACCUGUAUUGUUUUUUUUUUUUUUUUAAAUCUGUUUGUUUUUCGUGUCCUAGUAUAGUUUGUUUAUAUCUUUUACUGUAAUAAUGUGCAACUCAAACUAUGUGGGCGGGUAGAGUUUAUUAUUUUAAUUU